Molecule: messenger RNA, 402 nt
Organism: Thlaspi arvense
Lineage: Eukaryota; Viridiplantae; Streptophyta; Magnoliopsida; Brassicales; Brassicaceae
Source: the annotation of a GenBank genome assembly
AUGAAAAAAGAGGAAGAGAUUGUUUCAUGGAAACACAGAAAAAAAGCUUCCGGUGAUGGAUUCCGAUUGCAUUGCUCUCCAUUCGUUAAAUUUGGUAUAGAGGGAGAGAAAGAUAGCAACUUGCAGAAGAUGUCGGAGACAAUGGAUUCGUUCGAGAAACAGUUUGUGAACAUGGAAGUCCAAGCUGAGUUCAUGGAGAACGCAAUGGCGGGUUCAACUUCAUUGUCGACUCCAGAAGGAGAAGUCAACAGCUUGAUGCAGCAGGUAGCAGAUGAUUAUGGUCUCGAAGUCUCUGUUGGACUACCUCAGCCUGCUGGUCAUGCCAUUUCUACCAAGACCGAAGAGAAAGUCGAGGAAGAUGACUUGUCCAGGAGACUCGCCGAGCUUAAAGCCAGAGGAUAA